Chelonoidis abingdonii (Abingdon island giant tortoise) is the source of this 734-nucleotide messenger RNA. Lineage: Eukaryota; Metazoa; Chordata; Testudines; Testudinidae. The record is from RefSeq and is a predicted model, not a curated record.
AAAUUAGAUGCGAUUCUCCAACAGUGGCUAAUGGAACCUAUCACCCCAAAAAGAAAGUGUUCAGAGAAUUGGAAGCAAUCAGAGUAGAGUGUAAUCAAGGAUUUCACUUUGAAACAGACAAUAAGGACAGGAGAGCAGAAUGCACAAAGAAUGGCUGGUUACCUGUUCCAAGAUGUAUCUUGAGACCCUGUGACUACCCACAUAUAGAAAAUGGAGCACUGACUGACUAUUAUGAAUAUUACAAAGAACGAGCCUUUCCAGCACAGUUAGGUGUGGCAAUUUACUACAGAUGUCUUGAUGGUUACGUAUCUGAAAGAGAGGAGAGGUGGCCUCUGAUCAGAUGUACUAAAGCGAGCUGGUCUCCUGCACCAAAAUGCCUUAAAAAGUGUUCUCCUGGUUAUUUGGAAAAUGGUAGAUUUCUGUCUAGCUACAGGAACACCUACAAAGAAGGUGAUGAAAUUUCAUAUGUGUGUUCUCCUCAUAAUCUGGAAGCCAGAGCUACAUGCACAAAGAAUGGCUGGUCACCUGCUCCAACAUGUACUUCUAUCAAAAUCUGUGAAAAAGUUGAGAUACAAAAUGGUUAUUUCUCUGAAAGUAGGAACAGAUUUAAUUUAAACGAGGAAGCAAAAUAUGGGUGUCAGAUUGGUUACAUAACUCCAGAAGGAAAUGAGUUGGGAAAGACACAGUGCCUUCAAGAAGGAUGGACUCCUUUACCAAAGUGCAUUAGUGAGUAA